AUGGCGGUGAACCAGAGCCACACCGAAAAUCGCAGAGGUGCCAUCAUCCCUUACGGUGAAAGUGUCUUGCAGCAUUGUCACGAUGUGGACCUCUCCUUCCCUCAGCCACCAGAGGGAUCGAACCUCUUCAGUGGUACAAAGAGGGGAACGUUGCUUCUCACUUCAUACCGGGUGAUCUUCGUGACUUCACACUCGGUCAGCGAUCCCCUGUUCUCUUUCAUGAUGCCAUUCCAUCUCAUAAGCAACUGCACCGUUGAACAGCCCAUCUUUGCCGCCAACUACAUUAAGGGAACCAUUCGGGCAGCCCCAGAUGGUGGCUGGGAGGGGCAGGCUACUUUUAAAUUAGCCUUCAGGAGAGGAGGUGCCAUCAAGUUUUUCCAGCUGCUGAUGAAUGCUGCCUCUGCUGCUGCCCGAGGAACUCCAUUUAGAAAUAUAAAUUACUGGUUUGGCAGUCCAGAACUGUUUGUCAUUACUGGGCAGGGGAGUGUGAUGUGCAACCAAGAGCUGCCUUGUCCAGCAUACCCAGUUGUUGUCUAUGGGCCCCAACCUGUGAGAUAUGGAGCUCUACUGGGAGCAUACGGAGCCCCAGCAGCAGGCUACGGAGGCCCACCAGCAGGAUACGGAGGCCCAGCAGCAGGCUACGGAGGCCCACCAGAGAGAUCUGAAGCCCCACCUAUGGAGUACGGAUCCCCACCACUUGGGUAUGAACCUCUGCCUGUGGGAUACGGAGCCCCACCACUUGGGUAUGAACCUCUGCCUGUGGGAUACGGAGCCCCACCACUUGGGUAUGAACCUCUGCCUGUGGGAUACGGAGCUCCACCGCCAGGAUAUGGAAUCCCGCCUGCAGAAUAUGGAACCCCACCAGCUACAAAUGAACCCCCAUCUGCUAGAUGGACAGCUGGGUCCCACAAUUCCGCUGCUGCCCAGCCUGCUGGACGUGAGGCUUCUCUUCCUUCCACCUCAUCUUCUCAGACCCAUUUACCAUCUUCUAAGAUAUAAACCCUGAAGACUCACCAAGCAAAGUAGCACCGUAAAACUGAAGUCAGGAUAAGAAGGAGGACUCUCAGGUAUGUGUUUAAAGGCCCUUCCCAAGUAGUUGCCUCACCCUUUGGAAGGGCAGUCACAGAGGGAAAGUGAAG
Artibeus jamaicensis (Jamaican fruit-eating bat) is the source of this 1139-nucleotide messenger RNA. It is a transcript of the gene WBP2NL, whose product is annotated as WBP2 N-terminal like. Lineage: Eukaryota; Metazoa; Chordata; Mammalia; Chiroptera; Phyllostomidae. Gene Ontology annotation, cellular component: nucleus. Gene Ontology annotation, molecular function: transcription coactivator activity; chromatin DNA binding. The record is from RefSeq and is a predicted model, not a curated record. Gene Ontology annotation, biological process: positive regulation of DNA-templated transcription. The coding region runs from base 1 to 999 and encodes 332 amino acids. The transcript has 6 exons.